UGAUGGUAAGGUUGCUGGAAGGCGAUCAUCACGAGGUGAGGACGUGUUGAACAUCUAAGGCUUGUUUAGAACGUAUUGUCUCCGCUAUCACAGAAUUUUAUACACCAUGAAUGGACUAGACACUGCAAGCCGAUCUCCUCUAUCAAGGGCAAUCCCUUCCAGACGUAUUCCAGUACACGAUCCAUCGCAUAUGCCCGUUGACUAUAGCACAACCCCUGGAGGAACGAUAUAUAGCACUACUCCCGGAGGGACGCGUAUAAUUUAUGAGCGCAAGUUCUUAAUGGAGUUGAGAAAUUCACCGUUAGCCAAGACUCCCCCAGUGGACCUCCCAGUCAUCCCUGGUGUGACUUGUGCAGAGAAUACUAAAGUUGAAGAGCAAAGAAAGGCUGAAUCAGAGCCCAAACCUAUAGCAGAGGAGGAUGAGCACCAAUUUCAGAUGGAAAUCUAACAAUKUCAGUGUAUGCCUUGUUAACCAGUGACCUUGUGCUGUGUACUGAGUGACUGGUGUAAGGCAUAACCUAGCUGUACAUGUGUUGUUGGGGUGUAAAUAAGUUACUGUGUGAGUCAAAACAAUACUCCUAAAAACACACAAAAACAUCACAAAGCUUGAAAAAAAUAUACCAAAAAACAACGCAAUUAAUUAGGAGGAUUGCUUCGUGUCCAAGAAAUGAAGUUCAAAAAAGGCGAUAUUUGUAGAGAAGUUUUAAACUAUUGUUCCCUAUCAUUAAUUUUAGUAAAGCACUACUAAAAGGUAUGCUGUAUGUGCAGRUAGAAUGUGAUUAUUGCAGUGUUUUAUGUUAAAAUAGGCAAUGUGUGCAUGUGUUAUUGAUGGAUACUUUGCCUUUUGCUCAAGGUUAAGUUAAUGUGCAACAUGUUAUGAUAAAUGAUUCUAGAAUAAUGUCAUCAUUCUAGAACUGUUGUUUCAAAUGUUUGGACUUCAUUUCUUCUGUUCAUUAUGUCAUUUAAAUAAAUUGAUGUAUUUUUGUCUUGAUUGAGUUAAUUUGGCAGUCAAAAAUCUUCCCAGAUCAGAAAAAUAUUCUAACUAAAUUGAUGUAAAUAUAAAAUAGUAAAAACAAAACAAGAUCUUCUUACAAAUCCAAUUUUUGUAUAUUUUACUAGUGCUAAUCCAAUUCAUUAUAUUAACAAUGACAUGUAUUUAUUUUGAUCAUUGGAAAAUUAUCCUAUUGUAAUUUUUUUCCUUAAAAUACUGCAUAUAGAAUGGCAUUUGAUAAAUCUUAGAGAGAUUUAGAAUCAUUUGGACUAAAUUAGCUUUAGUCUUUCAYUGACUAUUACUUUCGCAUUUCUUGCACUGUCAACAAAAUCACUAUUGUUAUGUUUUCUUAUUAUUCAAUUAUAUAAGAUUUAGAUUGCUCCUUAUUUCUAUUUUUUUUAAGUGUUAUGACUUUGUAUAUAACAUUCUAUAUCUUACAUUAAAUACUUGGCUGCCAAACUAUUAUCAAUCAUUUCGUGUCUUCAACAUCAAGACAUUCACCAGCUUUGCAGUGCUGGCUGUUAGAUUAGAAUCAUUGUGGCUGUCAUAGCCAUGUAUAUAGGAAUUGAAAUAGGAUUGUUGAAUAAACAGAACUGUUUCUCCA
Molecule: messenger RNA, 1595 nt
Organism: Exaiptasia diaphana
Lineage: Eukaryota; Metazoa; Cnidaria; Anthozoa; Actiniaria; Aiptasiidae
Product: eukaryotic translation initiation factor 4E-binding protein 1
Exons: 3
Coding region: 107-448 (113 amino acids)
Biological process (GO): negative regulation of translational initiation
Cellular component (GO): cytoplasm
Molecular function (GO): eukaryotic initiation factor 4E binding
Source: RefSeq, a predicted model, not a curated record